AUGCUAAGCCUCAGCCUGAGCCUCUUGUGCUGCCCCGAGACGGCGGGAACCUCGACCUCUCUCCAACCACCCCACCGCAACAAGAAAAAAGAAACAUGCUGGCAGCCUGCUGAUAUGGCGACGCUGUCUCCAGACGUGCGCAAUUCCACCCUUCGCUCCCUCAAGCUGACCUGCCCCUCGGCUGAGGGCAUUGAUCGCGAACUACCCUCUGUCUCUACUACUCGCCAUCCCUCCUCGGUCUCCAUGGAGCAAAGAAAGCCCAAUCCGUUUGGGGAUGCGGAUGGGGAGUGGUCGGACGAAGAGGCGCUGCUCCCGAGGAACAGGAGAAAGAAGCAGUACAUUCCCCCACAUGUAAAGAUCACAGCAUCCGCCGAGACUUCUUCUGAGGAAUCGAGUUCCCCUGAACCCAGUCCAAUACGAAUUGCCACAAAGGGUGGCCCGAUUGUACCACCCAGAAGCCCUUCGCGGCCAGAGCCGACGAGGAAGGGGAGUAGUCACGAUGACCUGGUGCAGCGCUUCUACCAAGUCACAAAGGAGCGCGAUGCUCUACGCAAGGAGCUGCAGAAGAAGACCAUGGGUCCAAAUAGCAUACCCGCGACCCAUCCGGGCGUGUUCAAGUCAGAGGAGAAGACGCUGAUCGAAGAGUUACACGCACUACGGCAUGAGAUACGAAUCUGGAGUGAAGAAUACUUUAGUGGGCCUCUUGGGUCUCGUGGCAAGAGGCCGCACAUCCACCGGGCCAAGGAGCUGUUUGGGUGCAUCACCGACAAUUACCACGUCUAUCUGAUGCACCCGGAAGAUAGACCGCUCCUCAUACAAGCUUAUGUCUGGACGAGGCUACAACAGAAAAUCUUCAACAACUGGCACAAGGGCGCUGGGUACGUCUGGGCUGGCAAAUUAGGCGACAAGGCUCUGCGCGACAUCAAUGAUACCCUGCGAAAAGCCGUGAAGAAUGAAGCCGAGGCUGAAGAAUACCAUUAUUGGCGCUCUCUGACUGUAAACCUCCUUGUGCCACAGGUUGAUGGGAAAUGGCGGCCUACCUUUGAUGCAACACCCGUCCUAAAACGCAUAACGCGAUUCUGCCAACGAAUACGACGUAAACUGCGACCUUGGUCCACACGGUCCCUUCGAACAGGCCUAGAGCAGUUGCACACUAUCGUCUCUGCAUCGGUAGCUUUGGAUCUGAAGAUGAAGCGUCAACUGGCCGAUUACCGAUUCGUUACGUUCACCGGCGGGAAAAAAGACCAGUACUGGGGCUAUGGCUUCUACGACAGUGAAAUGGAAGACGUCUACGAAGACGACGAAGACAGUGAUGAAGACGGCGCAUACGGUGCCCCAGGUGGCGCAAGAGGCAGACGAGUCGAACUGGCGCUUGCUCCUGCGCUGGAACGAUGUGGCAACGCAAACGGGCAUGUGUUUGAUCAGAGCUUCAUCCUCGUCAAGGCAGAUGUCAGCUGUAAGAGGCUAGAGAGGCCUCAAAGGCCGCAGAAACGGCCCAAAGGCGGGAGAGGGGCGAAUCGGUUUGGGGGGAUGUGGAACCGAGACGGGUAG
This is a messenger RNA of Plenodomus lingam JN3, 1551 nucleotides long. RefSeq lists its product as uncharacterized. The record is from RefSeq and is a predicted model, not a curated record. Lineage: Eukaryota; Fungi; Ascomycota; Dothideomycetes; Pleosporales; Leptosphaeriaceae.